Molecule: messenger RNA, 6945 nt
Organism: Suncus etruscus (white-toothed pygmy shrew)
Lineage: Eukaryota; Metazoa; Chordata; Mammalia; Eulipotyphla; Soricidae
Product: KIAA1217 ortholog
Exons: 21
Coding region: 21-5780 (1919 amino acids)
Cellular component (GO): cytoplasm
Source: RefSeq, a predicted model, not a curated record
GCCGCGGGCAGGCAGGGACAAUGGAAGACCUCGAGAGCCCGAAAUGUGAGCCGCUCCCGCCGGACGGCAGACAGAUGCGGGAGCAAGGGAAAGGCAACCUGCAUGUCACGUCCUUAGAAGAUGCGGAAUGUCGCAGAACCAAAGAGCGCCUCUCUAACGGGAAUCCUCGCCCUUCGGUGUCCAGGCCUUCCCGCAACAUCCCUCGUAGACACACGCUAGGGGGUCCCCGAAGUUCCAAAGAAAUCCUGGGAAUGCAAACAUCUGAGAUGGAUCGGAAAAGGGAAGCAUUCCUAGAACAUCUGAAGCAGAAGUACCCGCACCAUGCUACGGCCAUCAUGGGCCACCAGGAGCGGCUGAGAGAUCAGACAAGAAGCCCAAAACUAUCCCACAGUCCUCAACCUCCCAAUUUGGGCGACCCAGUGGAGCAUUUAUCAGAGACGUCUGGAGAUUCAUUGGAAGCCAUGUCUGAAGGAGAAGCUCCAAGUCCAUUUUCUAGAGGUAGCCGGACACGAGCAAGUCUUCCGGUGGUGAGGUCGACCAAUCAGACAAAAGAAAGAUCUCUAGGGGUUCUCUAUCUCCAGUAUGGAGAUGAAACCAAGCAGCUCAGGAUGCCGAACGAAAUCACAAGUGCAGACACAAUCCGUGCUCUCUUCGUAAGUGCCUUUCCACAGCAGCUCACCAUGAAAAUGCUGGAGUCGCCCAGUGUGGCCAUUUACAUCAAAGAUGAAAGCAGAAAUGUCUAUUAUGAAUUAAAUGACGUCAGGAACAUCCAGGACAGAUCGCUCCUCAAAGUCUACAACAAGGACCCCGCACAUGCAUUCAACCACACACCGAAAGCCACAGACGCAGACAUGAGGAUGCAGCGAGAAAUCAUGUAUGCAAGAGGCGAUGGCACUGCUGCCUCCCGGCCUGGCUCUACAACACAUUCACCCCACGUCAUUCCCAAUUCACCGCCUUCUACUCCAGUGCCCCAUUCCAUGCCUCCUUCCCCCUCCAGAAUUCCUUAUGGGGGCUCACGCACAAUGGUUAUCCCAGGCAAUGCCACCAUUCCCAGAGAUAGACUCUCCAGCUUGCCAGUCUCCAGGUCCAUCUCCCCCAGCCCAAGUGCCAUCUUGGAAAGAAGAGAUGUCAAGCCUGAUGAAGACAUGAGUGGCAAGAACAUUGCCUUGUACAGAAAUGAGGGUUUCUAUGCUGACCCUUACAUUUAUCAUGAAGGACGGAUGAGCAUUGCUUCUUCCCAUGGUGGCCACCCCCUGGACGUCCCUGAUCACAUCAUUGCCUACCACCGCACAGCCAUUCGAUCAGCGAGUGCUUACUGCAACCCUUCUUUGCAAGCAGAAAUGCACAUGGAGCAGUCACUGUACAGGCAGAAAUCAAGGAAGUAUCCAGAUAGCCACUUGCCUACUCUGGGCUCCAAAACGCCCCCUGCCUCUCCUCACCGGGUCAGUGACCUGAGAAUGAUAGACAUGCAUGCUCACCAUAAUGCCCAUGGCCCACCCCACACCAUGCAGCCAGAACGAGCCUCCCCCAGCCGCCAGACCUUCAAAAAAGAGCCAGGCACCUUGGUGUACAUUGAAAAGCCACGCACCUCACCAGGGCUCUCAGGCAUCGUGGACCUCGGGCCACCUCUAGUGGAAAAGCAAGUGUUUGCUUAUAGCACCGCGACCAUACCCAAAGACAGAGAGACCAGAGAGAGGAUGCAAGCCAUGGAGAGACAGAUUGCCAGUUUAACUGGCCUGGUUCAGUCUGCGCUUUUUAAAGGGCCCAUUACAAGUAAUAGCAAAGAUACAUCUAGCGAGAAAAUGAUGAAAACCACAGCCUAUAAGCAACAUACAGAGAAUGCAGGAACACCCCAGACUUCUUCAGGGAAGAUGCUUGGUGCUCCAGAGUCCACCGGGCUGCCCCCCAGCACCCCGGCCCUGCACGCCAGCCUGCUCCACAUGCGCCGUAGCGUGGCAGAGCUCAGACUACAGCUCCAGCAGAUGCGACAAUUGCAGCUGCAGAACCAGGAGCUGCUGAAGGCGAUGAUGAAGAAGGCUGAGGUAGAAAUCAGCAACAAAGUGAUCGAGACGAUGAAGAGGCUGGAAGACCCCGUGCAGCGACAGCGCAUGCUGGUGGAGCAGGAGAGACAGAAGUAUUUGCACGAGGAAGAGAGGAUUGUCCGGAAGCUGGGUGAGCUGGAAGCCUUUGUGGAAGACCUGAAGAAGGACUCGGCCUCAGCAGGCCGUGCUGUCACCCUAAAAGAUGUGGAGGACGGGGCCUUCCUUCUGCGCCAAGUGGGGGAGGCAGUGGCUUCCCUGAAAGGAGAGUUCCCAGCCUUACAGAACCGCAUGCGGGCCGUCCUGCGCAUUGAAGUGGAGGCCGUGCGCUUCCUGAAAGAGGAACCACACCGGCUGGACAGCCUCCUGCAGCGAGUCCGAGGCAUGACCGACAUCCUCACCACCCUGCGCAGACAUGUCACGGAUGGUCUCUUGAAAGGGGCAGAUCCCGCCCAGGCCGCCCAGUAUGUGGCGAUGGAAAAAGCCACAGCAGCUGAAGUCCUGCGCAGCCAAGAAGAGCUUCCACAGGCCUCUAGCACAACCCUGCAAGGCAAUGCGGGGGUCCCCGGUGAUGUGAAGUCAGAAGUGGUACCACUGACGGUUCUCCACGCACAGAGCUCCCCGGUGGUCAUGCAGCCCUCCCAGCUGUCCUCUGCUCUGCUGAACCCUGCCCAGCACCUGCCUGCGGCCAGCCCCCCUGCUGGCACCCAGGAUGCUGCCUCCACCCUGCCCUCAGCGUUGGUGCCACACUCCCCACAACUGCCCACCAGUGGCUCAGCAGUGCAGACCUCAUUUAUCGAGGAAAUCCAAAGCGCCAGUGCCAAGCACAGGGUGGCAUCCAUCGAGAAAGCAGAAAGGAAAUGGGAGGAGAAAAGGCAAAAUCUGGAGCAUUACAAUGGGAAAGAAUUUGAGAAGCUCCUAGAAGAAGCACAGGCCAAUAUCAUGAAGUCCAUUCCAAGCCUGGAGAUGCCACCUGCUGCCAGCCCUCAACCAAAGGGCGACACAACCGUGGACAGGCCAGAGCUUUCAGAAGAUUCUCCAAAUUCAGAACAGGAUUUGGACAAGUCAGGGGGUAAGUCCCCACCCCCUCCACCCCCACCCCCAAGACGAAGCUACCUGCCAGGAUCAGGGCUCACCACCACAAGGUCCGGCGAUGUGGUCUACACCAGCAGGAAGGAGAUGACCAGCACUAAGGCAAGCAGUGAAGAAUCUGGGCCAACCCCACAGGCUAGAACUACAAAAUACCCAACAGAGGAGCCUUCUCCAACAUGGACCCCAUCCCCACCACCUCUUUCCUCAAAGGAUGAGGAAGAAGAUGAAGAAGGAGACAAAAUAAUGGCAGAACUCCAGGCUUUCCAGAAGUGUCCCCUUACGGAUGUAAAUUCCAACAGUCAUGCGGAGCAGCCCCGGGCUGGCAGUCACCCUAAAGACACUAGGCCAGGGGCAGCUGCCCCAUCGAAGGAGAAGAAGAACUUGGAAUUUUUCCACGAAGACGUACGAAAAUCUGAUGUUGAAUAUGAACAUGGCCCCGGGACGGAAUUCGGAAAGGUUCCCACGGGGGCUCUCCCACCCAGUGCUCAUCCUGAGUGGGAAUGUGGAAUGGAGAACAGUGCCUCCAGGAUGUCAGAAUACAAAGGCGACAGCCUGGUGAAGGAACAUACCUUGCCUGAUAGGAGUGUGCUUAGAGACCAUAAAAACUUUGCCCAGAAAACUGUCUCCAAGGUCAACUCUGGCAUGAAUUCAUUAGAAGAUGAAAUGAAUGAAGGACCAAAAACCUCUGGGCUGCAGCCCCCUGCCUUGGACCCUGAGAACCAGAAGCUGAAUUGUGGGAAGACAAAGGAGAGAAGUCAACAAGGACAGGAGCAUACAGAUUGGGAUCUCCUUCCUGUUCCCCCAAGAGCCAGUGAAUUGAGUAUUGCUGAGGUCAAUGCUCAGGAGCCAGAGGUGCUCAAGACAGAUUUUGGUCAAGUUGUACUGAGACCCAGAGUGGGCAGGACAGCACCUGUGGCCCCGGCCGAGGAUGGAGACUCCUCGUUGAGUUCCCCCAUGGAGGAGACUGUGGCCCCCGACAACAUCGCCUUCAUGAUCACCAAAACUGCUGUGCAGGUCCUGUCCAGCGGAGAGGUCCGUGAUAUAGUGAGCAGAAAGGGAGAAGAUGUACAGACUGUGAACAUCGACGCCAAGAGAGCUACAACAUCCCACCAGGAAGGAGCAGAAAGCGAGGAGCCUGUCGUGUGCCUGGACAAGAAGCCGGUGAUUAUCAUCUUCGAUGAGCCCAUGGACAUCCGAUCUGCGUACAAGAGACUCUCCACCAUCUUCGAGGAAUGUGAUGAGGAAUUAGAGCGAAUGAUGACGGAGGAAAAGAUAGAGGAGGAGGAAGAGGAGGAAAAUGGUGACACUACUGUGCUUCAUAACAGCACCUCCCCAAGGGCUGGCCGGGAAGUGGCAGUGGGUUCAUUUAGCUUGGGAAAGCAAGUGUCACCUACUGGGUCCCUUUCCAUAGAGACCAAAGGUCAGGCAAGGACUCAAACCCAAGACAGCAAAUUCACCCCAGCUGAGUCUCCAGGUCCAGAAAGCAAGGACGAGGUCACAGAUAACUCAUUGGAAAGCCCCAAGAAGAAGUUCAAGUUCAAAUUCCCCAAAAAGCAGUUGGCCGCCCUCACCCAAGCCAUCCGCACUGGAACCAAGACUGGGAAGAAGACACUGCAAGUAGUGGUCUAUGAAGAGGAAGAGGAAGAUGGUACUUUGAAGCAGCACAAAGAAGCCAAGCGCUUCGAAAUCACCCGCUCCCAGCCCGAAGACUCCCCGAAAAGCAUGCUCAGGAGGCUCGAGGUGCCUGUCCCCGAGAGCAUGUCCCCCAUUUCCAGGACAGACGAAAUCCGCAAGAAUACCUACCGCACACUGGACAGCCUGGAGCAGACCAUCAAGCAGCUGGAAACAACCAUCAGUGAAAUGAGCCCCAAGGGCCUAGUCGAGUCCUCUGGGCCUGCCAGCAGAGAUCCGGGGUCCAGCGCCUCCCACAUAACCGGGGAGCCUGCACCCCGCUCCAUGUUAGCCCCGGACGCUCCCUCUGCCCCUUCAUCCCCCUCGUCCAUACCGCCAGCUUCACGUAAGGGCACUGCAGCUGCCACCCCACAAACCAGCCGGAUGCCAGUCCCCAUGAGCUCCAAGAACAGACCUGGAAGCCUGGACAAAGCCGGCAGCAAGCAGUCCAAACUGCAGGACCCCCGCCAGUACCGUCAGGCUAAUGGAAGUGCUAAGAAAGCUGGUGGGGAUUGUAAGCCUACUUUCCCCUCCUUACCUGCUUCUAAGAUUCCAGCCCUUUCUCCCAGCUCUGGGAAAAGCAGUUCUCUGCCCUCUUCUAGCAGUGACAACUCUAACUUCCCUAAUCCAUCUGCUACUAAACCAUCGGUUACUUCUAACCCUCUCAGCCCCCAAACAGGACGGUCUGCUCCCUCUGCCUCCCUCAUCCCCUCUGUCUCUAAUGGCUCCUUAAAGUUUCAGAGCCCCACUCAUACAGGUAAAGGUCACCAUCUUUCCUUCUCACUGCAGACUCAAAAUGGCCGAGCAGCCCCUCCUUCCGCUUCUUCCUCCUCCCCCCCUUCCCCUGCCUCCCCUACUUCACUGAAUCAAGGUGCCAAGAGCAUCAGGACCAUCCAUACGCCUAGCCUCACCAGCUACAAGGCACAGAAUGGAAGCUCCAGCAAAACCGCCCCAUCCACGGCCAAGGAAACUGCUUAAAGGCCAAUCCCUCUUAGGCACAAGCUGGAGUUCAUUUUUUUUUUUAUUUUUAUUGUUUUGUUUUGGUUUUCUGUUGUAUGAUUUUUUUUAAAGUCUUAAGCAACUGUGUUCACACUGUAACAUAUUGCUGUACUGUUUUGAGGCGCAAUGCUAAGAUGUACUGAGUACUGAAGUAGUAGAUUUCAGUAAAAUUGGUUUUGUUUCGUUUUUUACUUUAUUGCCGUUGUAAAUACAUAGUGUGUGCUGUCUGUAUGUAAUACCUAUUCAAUGAAGUAAGCAUGAAGGGUGGCGAAAGAGAAGCGUGUGCAGGAGAAAAUGUACUGAGCAUGUGAAUCAUGUACGAGUCCAGAACUUUAGUAUGUUUUAUAUAAAACUAUUUUUCAUUACGGAGAACUAGAAGCGAACAGAGAAAUACACAAGUGUGACUAUACAAAUUGUAAAACAGAUACUAUAAUAUUUCCUUUUAUUUUCGUGUUAUUUAGCUUUAUUACAGAUUUCUAUUUUUGUCAGAACUUCAUGGUUCCUUUCAAUAUCUUUUUUGCCAAAACAUUUUGAUACUAUAGCAUUGUACAUUUGAACGUAGUGUGCUAGACAAAAAAAAAAAAAAAGCCAAUGAACUUCUACCAUGCCACCAUGAAGGCCUAUGUAGAAGGCAAUUUAUCAAAUUUAUUGCACUGCCAUAGAAAAUUAUGUAUAAUAAUUUUGCCAGCCCAAGCAAGUUAGAUUUCUUUACCUUUUUUUUUUUGUUUUCUGUUUUGUCAUAUUAGGAAUCUCUGGUUGUUUUCUUUGCAAAAUCUAACCCUUUCUUUUUCUGAGACCAGGUAACCCAGACUAUUGCAUUGUGGAUUUUAAAAUGUACACUUCUAUAUGGUUCUGUAAACUGAUAACCUUUUGUAAAUAUAUAAAUAGACAAAAAAUACUGUAUGUGACGGCACAUAGAGUAGUUUUCCCACACCAAAGUUAAUUUUUAUGCAUGCUUUAAAAAUAUAUCUUGGGAUGGGCAAAGAUGAAAUUAUCCGUACAUUUUUAAAAGAAAAACAAAGCAACAAGUUUGCACAUCUAGAGUGUUUUUGUAAAUAAAUGUAUUUGUAUAACACAGUCAUGUAAUAUACAGAACUAAAAGGAGAUACUUUGCAAAACUAAAUAAAGGGCUGCAUGCUUACUA